CUGAAAUUCCAUUUAGGGAGUCUCUCUUUCCGUGUUUGGUGCUUUCUCCAUCUUGUCAUCCUUUUCUAGCUUCAUGAUGGUCCUGCAGGUCGCUGAGGGCCCAUGGACAGUGGCUCUAAUGAUGACACUGUUGGUGCUGCUCAAUCCCAUGGUCCAGGUCAAGGCUACUCCAGCUAGAAACCCAGCCUCACCUCCUUACUGCUAUCCAGCAGGCCUAUUAUCUCUCCCAGGGGCACAGCACAGGGAGCAGGAUUUCCAGACCACAAACAGGGCAGAAGAGAACAGCCAUGAGAGAGCUGGGACCCAGGACAAGGAAAGCUUGGCUGAAACAACCUCUGGGAAGCAUAAGUGUGACCAAGAACAGAGCUGCCCCGGGAAGUCUCACCGCCCCCUCCCUGCAGGGAAGUACGUGUGGCAGGGUCUGCAGGAGUGCUACACAGUCAACGGGACGCAGCGCUACGUGGAGAGACACGUCUACAACCGGGAGGAGUACGCACGCUUCGACAGCCACCUGGGCAAGUUCCAGGCGGUGACCGAGCUGGGGCGGCCCAGCGUCAAUCACUGGAACGACCGGAAGGACAUUCUGGAACAGAAGCAGGGCCGGGUGGACACGAUGUGCAGACACAUCUACGAGCAAUACGAGGGCUUCCCCCCGCAGCGCCUAGUUGCCCGGCCUGAUGUGAACGUCUUUCUCUCCAAGAAGAGGCCCCUGCAGCACCACAACAUGCUCAUCUGCCAUGUGACAGAUUUCUACCCCGGUGACAUUCGAGUCCGGUGGUUCCUGAAUGGAAAGGAGGAAACAGAUGGGGUUGUGUCCACCAAAGUGAUCCGUAACGGAGACUGGACCUACCAGAUCCUGGUGGUGCUGGAAAUGAUCCCCCAGCAGGGAGACGUCUACACCCUGGACAGGCCUGUCACCGUGGAGUGGAAGGCACAGUCUGAUUCUGCUCGGACCAAGAUGCUGACUGGAGUUGGGGGCUUCGUGCUGGGGCUCACAUCCCUGGUAGCAAGCUUCGUUCUCCAUCUUAGAAGCCAGCGAGGUAAGAAAACUUCCGGAAAGCAUUG
Tupaia belangeri chinensis (Chinese tree shrew) is the source of this 1065-nucleotide messenger RNA. RefSeq names its product HLA class II histocompatibility antigen, DP beta 1 chain. Gene Ontology annotation, cellular component: MHC class II protein complex; membrane. Gene Ontology annotation, biological process: antigen processing and presentation; immune response. The record is from RefSeq and is a predicted model, not a curated record. NCBI's taxonomy places the organism in Eukaryota, Metazoa, Chordata, Mammalia, Scandentia, Tupaiidae.